AUGUCUGCUCAAUUGGCAUUUAUGGUGCAGGAUCUGGAGAACUUGCAAAAUAUUCAACAAUCACAUGCUAUAAUGAUAUUAAUCUUGUCACAAGUAGCACUUAGAGAAAUAAGAACUUCUCCAUUCAAUUGUAAAGAAAGCAUUGGUAGCAAUAAAAGUUAUUAUUCCGCAGUAUAA
This is a messenger RNA of Funneliformis caledonium, 177 nucleotides long. NCBI's taxonomy places the organism in Eukaryota, Fungi, Glomeromycota, Glomeromycetes, Glomerales, Glomeraceae. The record is from the annotation of a GenBank genome assembly.